Molecule: messenger RNA, 1676 nt
Organism: Myotis brandtii (Brandt's bat)
Lineage: Eukaryota; Metazoa; Chordata; Mammalia; Chiroptera; Vespertilionidae
Gene: R3HCC1
Product: R3H domain and coiled-coil containing 1
Exons: 8
Coding region: 1-1503 (500 amino acids)
Molecular function (GO): nucleic acid binding
Source: RefSeq, a predicted model, not a curated record
AUGACACGCCUCCGCUAUUUGUGCAAUGCCUCCCCCGGGACGCGCAGUGGCGCUGCGCCUCCGUCGAGGCUUUUGUCGGGCGCGAAGGGGCGCGCAGACUUCUGGGGAUCCUCCGACAGUCGGCGGCGCACAGGGCGGCGGCCGUCUGCCCCACAGGCUCUCCCACCCAUCACCCUGGCCCUCCUUUGCUUGGAUGGCGUCUUCCUCUCCCCGACGGAGAAUGACUUCGUGCACCGCGUCCAGGAAGAGCUGGACCGCUUCCUGCUGCGGAAGCAGCUGUCCAAGGUCCUUCUUUUCCCCCCACUCUCCAGUCGCCUUCGGUACCUGAUCCAUAGGACGGCAGAGAACUUUGAUCUUUUGAGCAGCUUCUCUGUUGGGGAAGGCUGGAAGAGGAGGACGGUCGUCUGUCACCUGGACAUCAGGUUACCCAGUUCAGAUGGACUCUCUGGCCCCUGCCGCCCUCCUGCCUCCCACCCCAGCAAGUCCCGAGGUCCGUGGCCCACCUCAAACCAGGGACCGGCUGCUGGUCCCCGAGGGGCGCGGGCAGGCAGGGGGCGGGGGCAUCGAGGACGCAAGCCGGACCAGGCUUUGUACGUGCCUCGGGUACUGCGCAGGCCAGAAGAAUGGGCUCCAACCCCUACCCCGGGGCACAAGGUUGACGUUCCUGCUGGCAGACUCCUGGAAGAGCCUGGAGAUGUUGGUGCUGGGGACCCCAGUGCCGCUCAGGAACCUCCUGUGUUGAAGACUCAGGCAACAGAGGACCUACAGGGCCCCGGCCCGCCAUGCGAGAAUGAGCAGCUGCAGGACCCAGGGGGAACUGAGCCCUCGGGGCCUGGGAGCCACUCAGGGACCGGAGACAGCCUGGAGAAGGCCACACAGCCUUUGUCCGGUGCGCAGCUGGACUUGGAAGAGCGGAAUGGGAGUGAGCUGGAGAAGAGUGUGGCAGCAGAGGAGGAAGAGGAAGAGGUGGAAGUUGAGGGGCCUGGCAGCUUCUCCGAGGAAGAUUACAGUGAGCUGCUGCAGGAGAUAACGGACAACCUGACCCAGAAGGAGAUUGAGGUGGAGAAGAUCCAUGUGGACACAUCCUCCUUCGCAGAGGAGCUGCCGGGAGAGCAGGACUUUGCCCACGUGGUGGAGAUCUACGACUUUGACUCGAAACUCAAGACGGAGGACCUGCUGGCAGCAUUUUCCGAGUUCCAAGAGAAGGAGUUGAAGAUUCAGUGGGUGGACGACACGCAUGCGCUCGGCGUCUUUCCCUGCCUGUCCUCAGCUGCUGAAGCCCUGACCAGGGAGUUCUCCGGGCUCAAGAUCCGGCCCCUCACGCAGGGAAGCAAGCAGUCGAAGCUGAAAGCCUUGCAGAGGCCAAAGCUCCUGCGUCUGGCGAAGGAGAGACCACAGACAAGUACAGCCGUGGCCCGGAGGCUGGUGGCCCGGGCCCUGGGGCUUCAACACAACAAGAAAGAGCGGCCUGCUGUUGAGUCUCCUACCUCCCCGAGGCCCUGAGAGGCCCGGCCAGCCUGAAUCAACACCCCGUGACAAGCUGGUACCUCAACACCACAAGCCUUUUCAUAUCAGCCCUGUCCUCCCGUUGGAGCGUCACUGUGGGGCGUGGUGGGCUUCAAUUUGGUCUACUUCCAGAAGUUGAGAAAAAAUAAACACUUAAAGUUGUCAUAAUC